GAUAAGGGGCAUGACCGAAGCCUUUGGAUUCUCGCGAGGUGACCCGACAAGUCCUGCAGAUGCCUCCAAUAAGGCGAUUGCACUAUUUUUACGCUUCGAUGUCUCUCCGUGCGUGAUUUUAUCCAUCACUAUGAUGAUCCAGCUAUUCUAGAGAGGGAGAUGAGUGGAGACAUUGUACCCAGAUCACAGGGGAAGGGAAACAUUACAACCAAACUGUCCGAGGCUGCACCUGAUAUCUAACAAACAGGGCAGAAGAAGACCUGGCUCUAUCAUUCCGCCCGAUUUGCUUAUUCAUGUUUUAUGUCUCUUGCUUCAACUCUCUGGAUUUUACUUCGUGCACGCAAUAUCCCGAACAUCAAACCGCAAAAUGAGUGAGGAAAUAUCAGAUGUCCCGAAAGAACUGCUUGAGAGUGUCAAGGAUGCAGUGGGUAGGAAGAUCAAACUGGCGAUUAAGAAGAGAGUUAAACUGGAGAUCAAAGGAGACAAGGUGGAGAACAGAAUCCUGGCAUUGGCAUCUCAUCGGGCUUACCUCCUCAGUGCACGAAUCCCCACCAAGGUGGAGCAGACUUUCAAUUAUCUGGAGAUUCAAGGUAUCACAUGUAACAAACCCACACAGUUUGCAGUGGAAUAUGAGCGGGGUCAGAUCUCUCUGAAGAUGGCAUCCACAGAGGAGGUGAAUGAGGUGGUGGCUCACAUAGGCAGCUGUUUCCAAAGAAUCUACCCCGGCCUGCCGCCUCUGAAGGUGAUGAAGAGGUUGUCCAUGGAUCCUCCUGAGAGAAUCAGUUGUCUGCAAACCCAUUGGGAGAAUCAGAGUGGAUCUGAGACGGGGCCCUGUGGGGGUUUCUCGCUGCAGUACAGGUGUGUGUGUGAUUGGUUAGGCCUCCCCUUCCGAGAAGAGGUUCAGUGGGAUGUAGACACGAUUUAUCUUACACAGGACACAAGAGAACUGAACCUGCAGGACUUCAGUCAUCUUGAGAACAGGGAUUUGGUGGCAAUAAUCGCGGUGUUGGAAUACAACCAGUGGUUCAGCAAGCUCUCCACCAAGGAUUUUAAACUGUCUGCAGAUGUUUCUGAUCAGAUACUGAGAGUUGUGGCCCGAUCGAGCCGGCUAGAGGAGCUGGUUCUGGACAAUGCUGGUCUCAAAACGGACUUUGCCCAGAAAUUGGCAAAUGCCCUCACCCACAAUACCAACUCAGGACUGCACACCUUAAACCUUGCCAACAAUCCCCUCGAGGACAGAGGAAUCGCCUCACUGGGUGCACAGUUUGCCAAACUCUGCAAGGGCCUCAAGCACCUAAACUUCUCCAGAACCUCAUUGUCACCCAAAGGGGUGAACAGCCUUGCUCAGUCACUGAGUGCCAACCAGUCCAUCCCCAACACACUCACCCAUCUUGACCUCUCAGGAAAUGUGCUCCGGGGGGAUGACCUUACGAAUUUCUACAAUUUCCUCGGCCAACCCAACAGCCUGCACACCCUGGACCUAUCUCACACAGACUGCUCACUUGACUUAGUGUGUUCUGCACUGCUCAGAGGUUCCAUCCAGCACCUUACCAUCCUUAAUGUGUCAAAAAGCAUCUUUGCCGUCAGGAAAGGUAAAGAUAUGCCACCUGCAUUUAAACACUUCUUCAGUAGUGCAAUGGUUCUGAACACCAUCAACAUUUCAGGAACCAAGUUACCCCCAGAGGCCUUGAAAGCUCUUCUGUUGGGUCUGGCCAGUAAUCCUAAUGUUAAAGAUGUCUCUCUGGACCUCAGCUGUUGUGAGCUGCGGUCCGGAGGCUCCCAGAUCCUGGAAGGCUGCAUUGCUGAAAUUCCCAACAUCUCUUGUCUGGACAUCUCUGAUAAUGGUCUGGAUUCUGAUAUGGCAACUCUUUUAGUAUGGCUUGCCAGGAACCGCUCAAUAAGACAUCUGUCAUUAGGCAAAAACUUCAACAAUAUCAAAUCAAAAAAUCUAGCUCCAGUCUUGGACAACCUGGUGCACAUGAUUCAAGAGGAAGAAUCGCCUCUGACAUCUCUCUCUUUGGCGGACUCCAAGCUGAAGACUGACCUCGCCAUUGUUCUGAAUGCUCUGGGCAGUAACAGCUCUUUGACUCGUGUGGACAUCAGUGGGAAUGUCAUGGGAGACAUGGGAGCAAAGAUGCUGGCCAAAGCUCUGCAGAUCAACAGCAAACUCCGGACGGUCAUCUGGGACAGAAACAACACCAGUCCACAAGGUCUUCAGGAUGUGGCAGCUGCAUUGGAGAAGAAUUUCACAAUCCGGUUCAUGCCCAUCCCCAUCAUAGAUGCAUCCCAGGCACUUAAAGCCAGUCCUGAGAAGACAGAGGAUGCUUUGUUAAAGAUUGAAAAUUACCUGUACAGGAACCAUGAAACCCGGAAGUAUGUCCAAGAGCAAGCUUACCGACUCCAGCAGGGCAUCGUCACAACCACCACACAGCAGAUGAUCGACCGGAUAUGUGUAAAAGUCCAGGACCAUCUCAACUCUCUCAAGAACACAGAGCAAGAGGCUAUCCAAGAGGAUGUCAGAAUGGCAGAAAACCUCAUGAAAGAUGCUAAGAACUCAAAAACACUUCUUCCCAACCUGUACCACAUGGGCGCUGCAUCCAGAGAGGAGGUCAGUGCCUCUUCAGUGGGACCCAUCCAGGAUAAACUGGACUCCAUGGCAGGAGAGGUGGCACGGGUCAUGGAUGAGCAGCUCCAGAUGCUGCUGGAGUCAAUGGUGGAUGCAGCUGAGGGUCUGUGUCCUCACGUCAUAAAGAAAUCCAAUCUGCGGCAGGAUCUUAUCAAAGCCGGCAUGACCAAGAUGGUUGUUCCUCGAAGCUUCAUCAAGAACACACUCCUUGAGCAGUCUGGCAUCGACAUCAUGAACAAGAUCAGUGAAGUGAAGCUCAGCCUGGCGUCUUUCCUCUCCGAUCAAAUCGUUGAUGAGAUUUUAGAGGCACUUUCCAGCUCACAGCAGACACUGGCAGAGCACCUGUCAGGGAAAGGCCGGCCCCUGCCACAGCAGGAAUCUGUUGACAUGGAUGUUCCUGAGGAGAAAGUUCCUAAACGCUCCACCACAGAGCUGAUGGAGGGGGAGAGGCUGGAUGACCUGGAGACCUGCAUGACUCUGUGCUGCACAAGUAUGACACCCAAGUCUAAGAGGAAGAGCAUUCACAGUCGAAUGCUGAGGCCUGUCUCCAGAGCGUUUGAGAUGGAGUUUGACUUGGAUAAGGCUCUUGAGGAUGUGCCCAUUCACAUAGAAGACCGCUCCCCACUUCCUAAGCUUGAAAAAAAAACAUCUACAACCACGGGAGAACUUCCAUCGGAGGAAUGCAAGAAACUACAACACUACACCAAACUGCGGCCCAAGAGGAAUAAAAAGACCAAUUCCAGCAAGAUUCCGCAGAUCAGCAGCACUCCGUCACAGGAAGGAGAACAGAAUGGCCUCCUAGGAAGGGUGGAUGAAGGGGUCGAUGAGUUUUUCUCUAAAAGAGUCACCAAAAUAUAUGAUAAUAAAAGGUCAUUUCUAAAGAGUUCUGAGUCUCAAGACAGCGAUAAGAAACGAGAAUCUCGCAAGGGUGGUUUUCUCAACCUCAUAAAGUCCCGGACCAGCAAAUAUGACAAGGACAAGGAGAAAAACCCAGCCUCUGCUGCUGCCCCAGCCCAAACUCUAUCCCCAGUCCCAAGCCAGACAACGCUUCCAGUUGUGGAGGAGCCCGCAUCCCCUAAGGGCCCCAUCCGGAGCCCACCACCUGACGCUAAAACCAAAUCCCAGACCCCACCCACAAACCACAGCAGCAGCUCAGAGCGCUCGGAGGAGCCGAAGACGCCAGACUCGGUGGACUCCGAGCCGUCAGAGGGCAGUCCUCAGGGCAGCCGCAGAUAUGGUGUGCAGGUGAUGGGCAGUGGAUUGCUGGCCGAAAUGAAGGCCAAACAGGAGAAAAGGGGACCCUUUGGCUCUCCUAAGGUAUCAGAGUCUUCCUCCAGUUCGGACAAACCAGAUGUGCCAUCGUUAGUAAAGGGUCAUUCUCCAGAGAGCCGUUCUCCAGGUAUAAGCAAGACUGAGGGGAGUGUUAACUCAUCAGAGAAAGUCUCUCGUUGUGCAGUGGAGGGCAAGCCUGAUACUGCCCCAAGACCCAAGACUUCCGCAAGCACCAAACCAGCCCUUGCAGCUCGACCAUCUAUCGCCCAGAAACCAAGAACCGGCAGUGUGAGAAGCAUAGAUGAAAGCAUCGAUUCUCCUACUGGAAGCCCCAGAGGCCCAGGACUGCCAGCACUGAGGAGGGUGCCCUCAGAGAAAGAGGGUCCCAAUAGUCCUUCACAAGCCAGCAAGAACUCUGCUCAGGAAGUGAGCACGUCCACAGCAACUGAUCCCUUCCAGAAAUUCAAUCGGCUGAACUCUGAAGAGAGCACAUCUAAGAGCAAGGACAUGCCAGUCAACAGCGACAAAGACAAGGACUCGAGUCAGGGCAGCAAGUCAACUGACUCUGGGGAAGAGGUCGAUAAAGACUUUAUUUUUAUAUGAGUACGAAAGACCACUUCACCGUGCAUCAUUCCAUCCUGCCAAUACAAACCUCACCAAAUGUCCCAAUGCCAACUUUCCCAACUGUAGAAUCCACAACCCUACUAGACAGGAAGUGUGAUUGUGUGUGGAUGGGUUUAUUGAACCAAUGUGUGCAUGCUUAUUUCUAUCACUCCUUUAAAAGAAAUAUGAAACUGCUAUAUGACGUGUCUUGCUUCAGGAAGUAACUUGGUUGCGUUGUUAUAAAUUCAGUUAUACUGUAAGUACCAGGGCUCAAGCACUGUUAGACAAUGCGUGCGUAUAUGCACUUCUUCUCACUGUGUUAAAAUACAAUUUACUCUCUCUUAAAGCAGCAGACGAAUCUUUGAUGCUGUUGUGUCUGUUUUACCCUUAAGCCUUAGUCACACUGUACUGUAAUAAGUCAAAGCAGGACACUGAGGGCAUUUCAUUUUCUACUGUUUGAAAAUAAAACUCUGUGAGUGUGCAUGUUUGCUUUUUUACAUGUAUGUGUGUGAAUAUAAAUGCACAUUAUACUCAAUAUGUUGGUUUCAAGGGCACAGACAAAGCCUCGAGUAAACUAAACUGCACUGUUCAUAAUGAUUCGUCAAUGAAAAUCUGUUUAGUCUAGAACUAAACAUAAUCUGUGUCUAAAAAGGUAGAUUGAUAAAUUAUUUGAUAUUGAAAUAUUAACAUUUAAUAUAUAAUGUGUGAAAUGGUGUGUAUGUGUACACAGAGCAUCUAUUGAUAUGGUACUAAUCACAAUGCUUCAAAAAAGUGGAAGUUGUAAUUUUAAUAUUAUUACGACUGAUGUCUGAUGCCGCUUUUUAACCGAAACAACUGGCUUUUCCUUCUAAAUUGGAAUGUAAAUUCUGUUGAUACAAUGCUUAGCCAUUUCUAAUAAUUUUGUUAAUGACACUGCUGGGCACUAUGAAAUAGUAUUUUCUUUAUUGGAAAGGGCAAGUGUGAAAAGAUGUAUGUGAUCAGUGUUGAUAUUAUAAUUAAAUCUUGUAUUUCUUUAAUAGUGUUUCUGCAGAGCAGCAGUCUCUUUGACUCUUUGUUCGUCAUGCAAUAUUUUGAUUCACUGUUUUAGAGGGGUUAAUCAUGAGGUGAUUCGGUGUUUUAUCAGUCCUGGACAUUUUAUUAUUGUGUCUAUUUAUGUCAGUUCGAU
Molecule: messenger RNA, 5666 nt
Organism: Xyrauchen texanus (razorback sucker)
Lineage: Eukaryota; Metazoa; Chordata; Actinopteri; Cypriniformes; Catostomidae
Product: F-actin-uncapping protein LRRC16A-like
Exons: 38
Coding region: 368-4501 (1377 amino acids)
Biological process (GO): cell migration; regulation of Arp2/3 complex-mediated actin nucleation
Cellular component (GO): plasma membrane; lamellipodium
Molecular function (GO): protein binding
Source: RefSeq, a predicted model, not a curated record